AGCAAGCGUACUUGUCUCCAAAUUUUCCGAUACUUACUACAUUACAUUCUCUCUGUCACUUCUCGAAGGCGAGCUUUUGUGGGGAAUUCUCAAUCCCGUCACCUCUGCCGAUCUGCCGUAUUGCGGGGGAUAACCCGAAAAGGCAGCUCGUAUAAGAUGGAUAGAGCGAUCACAACACAAAGUUCACCACUAUUGGCGCGCGAAUUUGUCAUGUUGAUCUGGCACUGAAGUUCCUUGCGCUCCAGUAAGAUAGCUAUGACAGCUAUGGUGGAGAGACAAACCUCGUUGCGCCACCCCGCACUUAACUUGAUUCUGACGCUAUCAGGAUGCAGGUAAAUGCAAAUGAUGACCGUAUGAUUUUAUAUUAGGUUUUCACAGCUUAUGACUAUGUAACGUUGGCAAUCAUACAUGGUUGUCUGGAGAUAUAAGUAGUAGGCUUGAUCAUGAUGUUCUGACAAUCAUCGACCAGCCGGCAAUAGUCGUCACUGGACUGCAUCAACACAUCACGAUGGGCAUCAUAAAUAUUGUAGCGUUGCUCUGCCUUUGCUCAGGGCCAAUUCUGGCUCAAGCUGAUGACCUGGGACUCUCGAGGGGGUACAUAUCGUUCGAAACUAGCGACUUCAAUGUCAAAGUCGUUAAUAGCUCACAGACGUUGGCAUCUAUCUCGCCGAAAUCAAAGCCUGCGUUCGACUUUUCUCCAUUCGACGUACUGGCCAAGCGAGCAGCCAACGGAAACUACCAUCUUGGUGACGUCGCCAUACGAUACAGGACCGUUGGCACCCAACAAUGGAUAGACUUGAAUUCCGCAACUGCACGGAAGCCAGUCCUGCCCCUCCAGAAAAGCGGCUCCGUCGCGGCUUCUGAUCUCUCUCCCACAAUUUCAGCAGGUUCACCACUCGAUAUCACUCGAGAGUGGGGUGUCGAUGGAGGAGAUGUGACAUUAUCGUUCACUGCCAAGAACUCUGAAUGUUUAUCCAUUGAGAUCGGUUCCUUCGGCUUUCCAGUAGAGUUCAACAGCAUUUUCACAAGCAGAACUGCAAAAGAUACUCAAGCAAACUGCUCACUCACGGAUCCAAAUAUCGGCCUCGCGGGAGGAUACCUUCGUGUGACACCAUUGGAGGGAGCUGGGGCUUCGUUAGUCGUAACUCCACUGAGGGGCACGGCAUUUGAGGGAUGGAGGUUUCUCCCUGAGGAUGAAGAUACCGAUCUUGCAUACCAAAGUCAAGUUUUUGAGGGUUUUUACUCGUGGGAAGUUCAUACCCUGGCGUAUGCCGAGCAAGAGUGGAAUAAAACAACGCCAUGGAAUCCACCGACAUCGAAAAUUCUUGCUGCGGGUGAGUCAAUAACAUAUGGACUACGCUUCUCGCUUGCAGGAGAUGUGCGAAGUAUUGAAGAUACAGUGAAGAAGACGAACACUCCUUUGGCCAUCGGAGUUCCUGGAUACAUUAUCCACGGGGAUACUUCAGCACAACUUCACCUGUUUUACAACUCCACUGUCUCGUCAAUUACAUCUGAUCCUGCUGGUGCCUUCCGAUUUAAUGCUAUCAGCCAAGGAUACACACUCACGCCAUCACCAUCAGCUUGGGGACGAGUGAGGGUGAAUAUAGGCUAUGCUAACGGAGCGAAGCAAUCCGUAUCUUACUUCAUCACCAAGUCUGGACCGCAGCAGCUCACCGACCUUGGCCAUUUCCUCUUCACGUCCCAAUACUACACAAAUACCUCGGAUCCAUUUCAUCGAGCGCCAUCUAUCAUUUCUUAUGAUCGCUCGGUCAAUGACUAUGUGCUUCAAGAUCCUCGAGUCUGGAUUGCUGGUCUGAGCGAUGAGGGCGGAGCUGGGGCUUGGCUUGCCGCAGCCAUGAAGCAAGCAGCGCAACCCAAUGCCGCAGAAGUCUCCAAGCUUGAGGACUUUAUCCACCAGGUUGUUCUUGGGACAUUACAACCAGGGAACAGCUCAGCUGUUCGAAAGAGUGUGUUCUAUUACCAACCAAACUCAACUUCGGAUCAUUACAGCGACAAAAUCGAUUGGUCUAAUUGGUGGAGCUGGAAUAUCGCUGAUGCGUACGCGACCAAUCGAGCUUACGACUAUGUUCAUGUCAGCGCUGCGUACUGGGCGUUGUAUCGUGUCGCAAGAUUCUAUCCGCAUAUUGUACGUCAAGCGAGCUGGGAUUGGUAUCUCUCGCAAUCAUACAACACCGUGAUGUAUUGCAUGGGGACAAAUUAUCGAGGAAAGCCCAACGCAGCAUAUAGCGAGCUGGGAUUGAUGGGCGAAACAGUAUGGGGGUAUCUCCUCGAUGAUCUUAAAGCCGAGAACUACACCACUCAAGCAAAUGCUCUGGAAGCACGAAUGAAGCGGCGAGCCGAAGCGUGGUCGACCCAAGCUGUCCCUUACGGCAGCGAAAUGGCUUGGGACUCAACUGGUCAAGAAGGCGUCUAUUACUGGACAAACUAUUUCGGGCUUAACGAUGCGGCAACCAAAACAAUCAAUAGCAUUCUCGGGUACAUGCCUACAGUCAGUCAUUGGGGAUGGAAUGGGAAUGCUAGACGGUACUGGGACUUCUGGUAUGGAGGAAAGCUUCAACGAUACGAGCGCCAGAUCCACCAUUACGGCUCUGGACUCAACUCAUUGCCGUUGCUUGAGCAUUUCCAGCAAGAGCCAUCAGAUGUGUAUGCCCUUCGAGUAGGAUACGGCGGAAAUUCCGGUCCUCUGUCGAAUAUUGACCAAGAAGGUUUCGCCGCAGCAGCGUUCCAUUCUUGGCCUGAUACUCUUGCAUGGGAUGCAUAUUCCGGAGAUUAUGGGCCAAAUUUUCUUGGUCAUGUCUUUGGGGCCGGAACAUAUGUUGUCCAUGAUAAAGAGUUAGGCUUGCUGUCGUUCGGCGGAAGUGCGACUUCCGUUGGGAAUAGUGUCAUCGUCGUGCCGAAUGAUGCUGUGAGGAGAAAAGUUUACCUCGCAAUGUUUGGAACGCAGAUUGCUGUCGAAGCUGGAAACAUCGAGACGGUGACUUACUCGGAGAGUACAAAAGCGAUAACGGUGCAAAUUGCAUCGAAGGUUGCAAGUGUAUUUGGCAUGGUAGCAGCUAGCAGUACGAUCUUGAAAGUGAAGAAGAUGGCUCAGGUGGGAUCGCUUGGUACUCCUGUGGUUACAACAUCUAGAAUUGUGACUGAGAGGGGUGGUUGGCUUGUGGAUCUUAGCAGAGGGACUGCUACCAUUGAUAUCGGGUUUCAAUGAGCAUUAAACAUUGGUGGCCUGACUAGAAUUUUCGUAGAAAGUAAAUCGAG
This is a messenger RNA of Cadophora gregata, 3276 nucleotides long. RefSeq lists its product as uncharacterized. The coding region runs from base 509 to 3226 and encodes 905 amino acids. The record is from RefSeq and is a predicted model, not a curated record. NCBI's taxonomy places the organism in Eukaryota, Fungi, Ascomycota, Leotiomycetes, Helotiales, Ploettnerulaceae. The transcript is spliced from 2 exons.